AGAUGCACUCGCUGCGUGCUGCAAGACAGAAGUUCUUCUUGCCGUAUCUCUAUACCUCCAUCACCUCCUUAAUCAUCAAUCUUCUUUCCCUCCUUCCCUCAUACCUCAUACUUGCUGCCGGCCAGCCUAACAACUCCCUCACAACCCUCUAGACGAGGCAUACCUCUCAUUCCAGACUACUCUCUUUAACAAACUCGCAAUAUGACUCGCAAGAUCCAGAAGACAUCGACUGUCACCUCUGCCGCUGCAGCCCUUGCAGCACUUCCAAGAGCCUUUGCUUCGACCCCCGCUGCGCGAUGGGGUCAUCAAGGAGUUUACGUCAAAUCCAAGAAGGCAAUGUAUAUUGUAGGUGGUGAGACGUCGGCUUCCGGUUAUCAAAUCACCAACGAAGUCUUGGUACUUUCGCUUAAUUCAUCAAGCCCAUCUUUUACCACAGGCUCAUCAGAUGGUCUUCCCGCCCAUGCUUUUGCUUCUGCGGCCUUAUCAAACGAUGAAAAUUCGCUUGUCGUCAUGGGAGGUAUGACCUCGGACUGUAGCUCGGAUGGUUUAGCCCAUACUCUCGACCUUUCAAACGACGACGAAUGGACUUCUACUUCACCUAGUAAAUUCACGAGACGUAGGGGUGCAGGGAUGGCUUGGGUUGAUAACAACUCCACGUAUGGAGAAUUCAUGGUCAUUGGUGGCAUUGCAGAUUCCUACUCUUGUUCAUCUUCCACUUCGGCCUACACCGCAGCGGAUGUACUUUCUCUACCCCUCUCCUCCUCCGCCCUUGUCUCCUCUCGAUCCCUUCCUAAAUCUCUCACCGGUUCCACCUUGGCGGUUUCUGACUUUGGCCUUGCGAGUGACUCUUCUGGCAAGAUUUACCUGGCUGGUGGCCAAUCCUCCAGUGGUGAUCUAGUGUCUCUAGACACUAUCGGCGUUUGGGACUCGACUAAUGGUUGGCAAUCGCAGACCACUUCAGGUGAUGUGCCUGAUGGACGGGUUGGUGCAUCAUUGGUAGCGCAUCCUAACUUGGACAUGCUCGUCCUUCAUGGUGGUUCUGUGUCUAACAGCACCAGUGGCUCUUAUUCUUCGACCUCACUUCUUGCUUUCCUGAACACCACAACCUUUGAGUGGUCCACUCCUUCUAACCUCCAACCCCCUUCAUCCUCUGCUGCCUCUUAUCACUCCGCAGUGAUGACCGAUCAAGGUGUGAUGAUUAGUGCAUUCGGUCUCUCUGCUUCUGGCGCUCCUCGCUCCGAUGUCUAUUACCUUGACUUGCGAGACACUGCCAAGACUUCAUGGGCGUGGAAAUCAAGCUGGAAUAGCGAUAUGCUCGAAGCCUACUCUGGAUCUUCAACCAGUGCGAACGGUACAGCCAACGGGGUUACUGCAGCGGACGCCAAGAGUUCGUCCUCCAUGUCAUCCAAAAAGCUGGCUAGCAUCAUUGUGCCAAUUUUGGUGGUCGCUCUUCUGCUUACACCCCUUAUCGUGUACCUCAUCCGUCGCCGGGUCCGUGUCAUCAAGAAACGCCGUAUGGCUCAACACUUCUCCUUCUCCUCUCAAGAGGAUUCUGGAGCUUUCAAUUUCAGAACUCCUUUCAACCAGUACCUCGCCAAGCGUCGCUCUGAGGGUCAGUUCCCAGUGGGUGGUGACUCCAGCGAACGAGAAGGCAACUUUGUCACCGGCGUCACCGGUACGCUUGGUCGAAUGGUUAGCCGUCUCAGCAACCGCAGCUCUGACAGUGGUCACGAAGAUGCACGAGAGAGCGGUGAAGAAGGACAGAGACAGAUGGCUCAGGUGGGGCAGCGCGUUAUGAUUAAUCUGGAUGAUGCCCAGCCGAUGAAUUGGGAGGAGAUUGACUUUGGUCUUGGAAAACUCGACGAGUCAAAGGGUCAUGGCUCCUCCCAUGAUGCCAAUUCGAGAGCAUUCGUUCAAGACAGACAGAACUCUGUCCCGUCUGCGGCCGAGGGCUAUACUGCUGAUCAGUUAUACGCGCUUGAAGAAGUUCCCAGUGAGGCAGAGAACGUCCAUGCUCAGAUCAUCCCCAACACCCUUGUCACUGCCUACCCGGUCAUGGAACCCUCACCAGCUUACACACCUCAUCAAGCAGGAGAUUGGACUAAACUCCAAGAAGACUUGACACAGAAGCCUGCUUUCCAAAAAAUCUCUCCUUCUGCUCAACUUCGCUCUCACUCUCAUCCUGCUCCUGCUGCCAUUUCUCCUUUUGCCGAUCCUACCCUAGCCUCUGAAACUCUUGCUAUCAACAGAUCUUCCUCUCUUACUCGCACUAUCUCCCAAGCACCUUCUAUUGCUCCUAGCAUCCCUCCUUUCGAGUUUCAGCGAGCCGAGUCACCUGGUGGGACGAUCACCCUCGUCAACCCCCAAACGGCUGCUCAAACUCAGGAGAUUUUGCCUUUUGCUAGCGCCAAAGGUGCUAAUGGUACUCACCGAAGCGUCUCUCAACCCAUCACUCGUCAGCUCAUCGAUGGUAGACUCGCUCGUCGAGAAUCAGCCCCUUCAAGCUCCGGCUCUCACUCUGGUUCGGAAAGCGGUGAAGCGCAGCCAACUAAAACCUUGUCCCACGCAAAGGGCAGGACAGUUAGUGCCAAUCACGCUCCGCAAGUGAGAAGGUCCAGUUCUUCAAGUGCUGGAACGGUCAAGUACCCUUCUGCGUCGAGGAGGAAGACGCAGCUGCGGGUUGUCAACCUGACCGAAUCCGAAGAACACUAGGUGGUAAAGAAGCUGAGUACCUCAGCGUACUUUUCGUGAAUAGUGUGGAUUUUGUAGUUAUUGCGAGAGAUAAUAGUAAAGAAGGCGUUGUUGUUAAUCGAGCCGGCUGGUCCAGUUCGUGAAGGACGUUAACUGGUAAAUAAUAUGCAAAAAGCAGUACAACAAUAGUAAUAGCUUUAGUUCUUGAUGCAGACUGUGCUUUGGAUGAA
Cryptococcus deneoformans JEC21 is the source of this 2921-nucleotide messenger RNA. RefSeq lists its product as hypothetical. The coding region runs from base 202 to 2712 and encodes 836 amino acids. The record is from RefSeq and is a predicted model, not a curated record. The transcript is spliced from 4 exons. Gene Ontology annotation, molecular function: protein binding. NCBI's taxonomy places the organism in Eukaryota, Fungi, Basidiomycota, Tremellomycetes, Tremellales, Cryptococcaceae.